AUGCCCGGAUUUCUUUCCGCAGAGUUUUCUUCUUUCCUGCAUUUCGCCCGUGUCGCGCUGCGCCACGUGCGACUCCUCACGUGUGCAGCGCUGCAGGUGGACUCGAUCCUCAUUGAUGAGGCUUGGCUCGGCCGCAGGUUGAGACGUGACAUGAGGGAAGAUCCAAAUCGGAUGAAGUCGGUAGAAAAGGAAGGUCUCUGUGGUGAAAACACCUACCAGCCACAGGCGCGAACACCUUUGAUCAUCUCCGGCGUGGCGGAUAACACACCAACCAAGUACAAGGUGGCUCAGGAGGUGGUGCGUGCGUUGAAGCCGGAGGCGCGGGCCUUCUCCCAAUGGGGUGGACAUCGCAAGGUGCACUACACCGUUGAUGAGAAGCAGCGUCAGUGCGUGCUCAUCGAGGGCGGAGUGGAAGCGGCCGAGAAGCUCCUGGGGAAGGAUGACCUCUUUGAUCCUGAGGACCCCUGGUUCCCCUUUGUCACCAACGCUCUGAAUGCCAAAGAGCUCUACAUCAAAGACAAGGCCUACAUCGUGAAGCGUGGCGAGGUCAUGAUCGUGGAUGAGUUCACAGGCCGUGUCAUGGAGGGCCGACGCUGGAGCAAUGGUCUGCACCAGGCCAUUGAGGCCAAGGAGAAUGUGCAGAUCCAGGCUGAGUCCGUGACCUUGGCCAGCAUUUCCUACCAAAGCCUUUUCCGUCUCUUUGACAAGCUGAGUGGCAUGACGGGUACAGCCUUCACUGAAGCGAAGGAAUUUGAGGAGGUCUACAAGUUGAAGACCGUCGUCGUGCCUCCAAAUCUGGUGAGGAAGCGUGCAGACAAGGACGAUCAGGUCUAUGUGGAUGACAUCGGCAAGUGGAAGGCCGUGGCACGCGAGGUGGAGAAUGCCCACCGCAUUGGGCGACCGGUGCUCAUCGGGACCACGAACGUGGAGAACUCCGAGAUCAUCGCCGAGCUCCUGGACGCCUUGGGUGUGGCCUAUCAGCUGUUGAACGCGAAGCCGGAGAACGUGGCGCGCGAGACGGAGAUCGUGGCAUCCAGUGGCCGGAAGUACGUGCGGGGCCGCAAGGGUCGCCUGGGCGGGGGCGGCUGGCGGUUUAAGGGGACUUCGUGUGUGUGA
This is a messenger RNA of Durusdinium trenchii, 1116 nucleotides long. The record is from the annotation of a GenBank genome assembly. Lineage: Eukaryota; Dinophyceae; Suessiales; Symbiodiniaceae.